AUGCCUGCUCCAACUACAACUUCAACUUUUUCACAAGGUGCUAUUGAAAGACUACAAACACUCAUUAAGGAAUCAGUGAAAGAUUCUCAUAGAGAUAUUCCUGGUGUUUCUGUUGCCAUUACAAAUUCAAAAGGUGAUGAUUUAUUCCAAUAUGCUGCUGGUAAAAAAGGUGCAGAUUCUGAUGAAGAAUUAACUACAGAUUCUAUAUUUUGGAUUGCAAGUUGUACAAAGCUUUUAGCAUCUAUUGCAUUGAUGCAAUUAGUUGAAAAGGGGGUUGUUGAUUUAGAUUCCUCUGAACAAAUUGAAAAAUAUAUUCCAGAAUUGAAAAAUUUACCAAUUGCCUCGAAUGAUGAAGAAACUAAUGGAUUAAAAUUAAAACCAAGUACACAAAAAAUUACAUUAAGACAUUUAUUAUCACAUACUUCUGGAUUAGGUUAUUCAUUUUUCAGUGAUGUUUUGAAAAAAUAUACUAAAUUUUUCCAUAUUGAUGAAUUUGAUGUUAGUCAUGAACGUGAAUUAUUAUUACCCUUACUUUUUGAACCUGGUUCUAAUUGGGCUUAUGGUGUUGGUAUUGAUUGGGCUGGUGUAUUAUUACAAAGAGUUACAGGUCAAUCAUUAAAUGAUUUUAUUACUGAACAUAUUUUGAAUCCGUUGGGUGUCGAGGAAUCAGGUAUGGAACCUAAUGAAACUUUAAGACAAAAAUUUGUUCAAAUGAGUUAUCGUGACAAGACUGGUAAAUUAUCAAGUACUGAUCAUAUUUAUAAAAAAGUUAUUGCAGGUGAUUAUGAAAAAUAUUUCCAUUCAGGUGGUGCAGGAGUUUUUUCAAAACCAAAAGAAUAUAUUAAAGUUUUAGCAACAAUUUUAAAUGAUGGUGUUUCACCUAAAACUGGUGAAAGAAUAUUACAAAAGGAAACUAUUGAUUCAAUGUUUGUUAAUCAAAUCCAAGAAAAUCCAAAUUUUGGUAGAGCUGGUAUCGAAAGUGCAGAUGAAUUUUUAACAAAUUCAAUUCCUGAUAUUUAUCCACAAGGUGAUAAACCACAAGGUUGGGGCCUUUCAAUGUAUUUGAAUUUACACAAGACAUCAACAGGUCGUGGUAAUAAUUCAGGUUGGUGGUGUGGUUUAGCCAAUUUAUUUUGGUGGAUAGAUCGUGAAAAUGAUAUUGCAGGCUUUGUUGGUGCUCAAAUUUUACCAUUUGCUGAUUUAAAUGUUAUGACUUUAUGGUUUAAUAUUGAAAAAGAGAUUUAUAGUGAUCUUUGGAAGAUUUGA
Hansenula ciferrii is the source of this 1266-nucleotide messenger RNA. RefSeq names its product serine hydrolase domain-containing protein. Bases 1 to 1266 code for a protein of 421 amino acids. The transcript has a single exon. The record is from RefSeq and is a predicted model, not a curated record. Lineage: Eukaryota; Fungi; Ascomycota; Saccharomycetes; Phaffomycetales; Wickerhamomycetaceae.